Molecule: messenger RNA, 1055 nt
Organism: Acaromyces ingoldii
Lineage: Eukaryota; Fungi; Basidiomycota; Exobasidiomycetes; Exobasidiales; Cryptobasidiaceae
Exons: 1
Coding region: 113-748 (211 amino acids)
Source: RefSeq, a predicted model, not a curated record
AGCGUGCGCUCGGGCGACAGAUAAAGCGACGGAGAGCGGAGAAGUUGUUGUUGUCGUCGUCGUCGUUGUCGGCCCUCGUCGUCGAAGAAGAAGAUCGUGGACGGAAAGCGAGAUGCGCGGGCGGCGAAAGAAGGUGCUGGGACUUCUUGAUCUCGUGAGGCGAGGCCGGAAGUCGAUCGGAUAUCCAAGUCCUUUUUUCCCCCUUGUUCACCUUGCCCUCGCGGAGUCUAAAGUCGUGGCUGAUAAAGCGCAGCUACGCACGUCCGACACGUCAAAUGAAGAAAUUAGAAAGGUAAUUGGAAAUAUAAUAAAGGCCCUCAGGGACGACGGCCAAGGCGAAAAGGUGCCUGGAUGCCAAGGCCUAUCUGUCGGCCACCGGGAGAAGAGGGUGGACCUAGACUGCAGCGUGUCGCACCUUCGUUUCCCUUGCCUAGAUGCAGGCGGCUCGUAUGGAACAAGGCUGCCGGAAGUUCGACCAGCUCGACGUGGAAGGCACAAGGAGGCGGUGCUCCCUGUCUAUCCUCCCGGCUGCGGCGCUCGAAUAGUGGAACAGAGCGCGGAGGGCUGGAGCCGAGAGAGAGAGAAAAUAAAAAUUAGAAAAACCGAGAUGGAAAGCCCUGCUGACGCGCACAAAAAGGGGAUGGAAAUAGGUGGAAUUAAUAAGAAGCCGAACCCACCUGUGCAGUCGGCACGCCGGAUCGAUCUCCUCACCUGCUGCUGGUGGAAAUCUUUGAUCCUACUACUGUAGCCCCUGUGAAAGAGAUUGCCGAAUUGCAAGGCGUUCCUUUGCCGUCUUUGCGACUGCCGAGGGCGCCGGAUGCUGUGUAGGCGGAACCGCGAUGGAACGUACGGGGUGCAAAUUCUUCAAUCGCUGAAGAAAAGAAGGGACCUAUGCGUAGAAGCGUGAAAUGAGAAAACCAGGCCGGGCGCAGCUGAGUUUUGAAUUCUUGCCGAAAGCGGUGGCUGCUAUAUCUGUCGUUUUGCUUCCAAGCCAAUCUUUGAGAGCAACUUGUCGUCGUAAACGUCGAGGAGAGCAGGUGUCGUCGUCGUCGUCG